AAUUGACAACCUAACCUGAUGUCACAAACAAAAUAAAAAUACACACGAGUCAAUGAUAAAUAAACAUUGCAAGUUUAUUAUUAUUAAAUAAGGUGACUGUAUAUCAAUAAUGGGUAUCAGAGGAUUAACAACAUAUAUUGCUAAUAGAUCAGACUAUUAUUUUGAAUCAUUUGUUCUUCAGAAUACCAACCUAGUGAUUGAUGGCUGGAGUCUUUGUUGUCAGCUCUACAGCAAUGUGUCAAAAUGUAAUUGUACAUUUGGUGGUGACUAUGAUCAAUUUGCAAAUUGUAUUAUACAUUUUUUUGAAGAUUUAGAAAAGUGUAAUGUUAAACCAAUUGUGUUGCUUGAUGGUGGCUGGGAAAAUAAAAAAAAAGCAACAGUUUGUUCAAGAGCCAAGGUUAAAUUGGCUAUUGCUGCAAACUGGAAACCAAAAUGUCAACAUAGUUCCAAGUAUUUUCCUCUUCUUAUGGCUGAUGUUUUUAAAAAUGUCAUGAAAAAAUUAAAUAUUAAAUUUGUCAUGUGUCCACUUGAAGCUGAUGAUUGCAUUGCUUCUAUUGCAAAAAUUCUCAAUUGUCCAGUUUUAAGUUAUGACUCAGAUUUUUAUAUUUAUGGAACAAUGUAUAUUCCAUAUAAUACUCUGGACUAUAAUAUAACUAAAAACAAGCUUGGCUGGAUGAAAAAAUGUAAAAUUUAUAAAGUUGAAAAAUUAUUACAACGUUUUAAAGGUCUUGAUGUUCAACGAUUGCCACUUGCUUCAAUUUUAUUAGGCAAUGAUUAUAUUAAAAGAAGUACUUUUCGUAAUUUUUUCAAGAGAAUGAAGCUAUCUAAAGUGAAGAAACAAGUUUUACAACAGAAAAAAAUAGCAUCAACAUUUAAUUGGCUUAGAAAAUAUUCUCUCAAUACAGCAGUUGGUAUUAUUAUUGAAAGUAUUCCUGAUAAUCGAAGAAAAAAAGCACUUUAUUUAAUUGAAAAUAUUAUUAAUAGCUAUUUGACUAUGCCAAUAUAUAUGUUGGAGCCACUUGGAUUGACUCAAGACACUCUAAAUGAUCAAGUCAAUAACAAAUUCAAAAUUUUCAAGUUUGAUGAGAAUGCUGUUGAUCUUGGUGUUGCAAUUGAGAAGGAAGAGGGAGAAGAAGAGCCUUUUGAAGAUGAAGAAGAUGAAGAAGAAGAUGCUGAAGAUGUAGAAGAAGAAGAAGACGAUGAUGAUGAUGAUGAUGAUGAUGAUGAUGAAGAUGAUGCUGAUGUUAAUGAUGAGCUUGAUACUUUACCAGAUUUAAUUACUGAAGGUAAAUUUGCCAAGACUGUGCCUGAAUGGUUUAUGAAAGAACAUUUGGCUGGUAAUUUUCCAAUUUAUUUUGUCAACAUGAUUACCCAUCGUAUAUUUCUUUUGACAACUCAAAUUGAAGACUUUUCAGUACCAUCUGCUACGGAAAUUAGUGUACCAAUUAUCAAAGCUAUAUUUAGUUUACUUAUUCCAAAUAAAAUAUGUCAAAGUACAUUGCAGUUGACUAUAAGAGUAAAACAUCAUUCUACCAGGCAGUUUAUUAAAGUUGAACAGGGUGAUUUAAUUUUUGAGGAAUUAAGAGACAUUGAUAUGUCAAGGAGAAAAGAAUUUAUUGACAAAGUUUUGGGAAUUGAUGAGAGUGAUCAACUGGAUGAUAUUCCUGAGCCUUGGCGUUUGUAUGUGGCAGCUAUUAUUUUUUGGAUGAGACAAAAUGUUGUUCCAGACAGAACGAGAAUUCAUUUGACCUGUAUUUUGGUAUCUAUGUUAAUUGGAAUAAUUGAACAACACAUUGGACCUCGUAAAUCAAAACUUAAAUAUGAAAAAUUCAAGAGUGAAAUUGAAGCAGUUAUUAAAUCAAGAAAAUUACAAAAAAAAUUAAAUAAUUUAGAUGAUUUAAGUAUCACUGAAGCUUUAGAGUUGGUUGAUCAAGAUGACUGUAUUGUUGCAUCACAAUAUUUUAUGGAUAAUUUUAAAAUGGAUGAUAAACUUAUUUCAAAUCCAAAUAAAUUUGAUAUUAAAAUUGUUCAUGCAUUUGCACAAUUUCAAAGUUGUCUUAAACACUCAAUGCAUCUUAAUGCUCUUCUUGGUAAUCCAUAUACUCCUGUUUGUCCAAGUAAAUUAUUUAAUGGUACAUUACUUUAUAAUAUACAUACAAGUUUAUUAAAACGAAAUGAUGUUGUUGUUUAUAUUGAAAAAAAAUUUGAAUACUGUCCAAGACUAUUUAGGGUAUUUGAAUUACUUAAUAAAAAAAUUUUAAAUAUACUGGGAACUGUUACAGAAGACAUUUCAAAAUGCCCAAAAAGAAAACGUAAUAAAAAUCGUAAAAAAAAAGAUGAAGAUGAAUAUUUAACUGCUGAAAGUGAUUUAGAAAUACCAGAAAAAAAUCAAUAUUUAUUUUACGAUCCACAAAAUCCAUUUUCUGUUCUUGCAGUAUCAUAAUUUACCUAUAUAUUGAUUUGAAUAAAAAAAAAUUGAAUUAAACUUUU
Aphidius gifuensis is the source of this 2490-nucleotide messenger RNA. It is a transcript of the gene ast, whose product is annotated as protein asteroid-like. Bases 110 to 2443 code for a protein of 777 amino acids. Lineage: Eukaryota; Metazoa; Arthropoda; Insecta; Hymenoptera; Braconidae. The record is from RefSeq and is a predicted model, not a curated record. The transcript has a single exon.